AUGCCCCACACUCUCCCAUUCUCAGUUUCUAGACUGAAGAAAUGUGUAGCGACAGGCCUUCAGUGCUCUCCUGCCUCCAUAUCCCUGAUACGUCAACCCACCAUUGAAGGCGAUGACCACUUGAUUUUCCUCAUCGACUCCAAGCCCGACUACAUCAUCCGAAUCACCAAGCCGCGCGAAGAUGGUUCUCGCUCUUACAAUGGCCAAGAGAUGCAGGCACGUGACAUCGCAUUGCGCAGACUCGUCCAAGAUCAGUACCGGGCUCGCGGUCUAGAUGAACGUAUCAUCCCAUGCUCCAUCGGGACCUGGCAACUGAGCGAUGAUGGGGACUAUGCAGCUUCGCUCGAAACCAAGCUCCAAGGGUUGGGGUUGCACCGCGCUCCUGCUUCUGAAUUGACUGUGCAAGGACUGAGGAGUCUUCUUUCUGUGUUGAAGUGUGUCAGCAUCGAAGGAUUAGAAGAAAAACUGGGGGUAAAAAUCCCUUUGAUUCCAUUCCCCAACUUGAAGUUACUCAGAGAGUCUGCGAUCGAAGCAUGGACAAGGCUGGUGGAGCGUGGCCAGGUAUCUGUGAAGGAUAUCGGAAACCAAAGUCCCAUAAACGGGUUACUGGAGAGGAAAACCACCAUACUGGAGAAGAUACAGCACUUGUCUCCAGAAUACCGCUUAGCACUGGUUCACAACGACAUUAAAGGCGAACAUAUCCUCGUUUGUCCCCAAAGUGGCCGGAUAACUGGGAUCCUUGAUUGGGCAGAUGCUGGCAUUGGGAACGCUGCUGUUGAUAUCGCUGGGUUGGUGCUGACUGUCGGAAACAAUAUUGCAAGAGAAAUUGCUAGGGAAGUGGGAUAUGGAGAGAAUGAGAUCUUGCAAGGAGUGCUCCAGGCUCGAUGUGAAUGUGUCUUGAGGUUGGAUGAUCGCUUGAACGGGGAUGAUAGGAUGACUCCUGUGGAUUUGUUGCGAGAUCAGCUUUUCCUGUCGCUAAAGGACUGA
This is a messenger RNA of Penicillium mononematosum, 987 nucleotides long. RefSeq lists its product as uncharacterized. The transcript has a single exon. Bases 1 to 987 code for a protein of 328 amino acids. The record is from RefSeq and is a predicted model, not a curated record. Lineage: Eukaryota; Fungi; Ascomycota; Eurotiomycetes; Eurotiales; Aspergillaceae.